AUGCUUCUUUUCACUCUUAUUGGACUUGUGCCUAUUCUCGCUUGUGCUAGGGACGUUGCUCCCCAAGGCCGGGCCUGCCUUGUAUCUGAUGAACGUCCAGUACAGCGACCAGUUACUCGUGUAUUGACGCAAUCCCAAGACCUUCCAAGCGCCAUCACUGUGGAUGUCCAUUUUCACAUCUCUAGUACCAAAGAACACGAGGAUCUCAUCACUGAUGCCAUUGUCAACGCCCAAUGGGACGUACUUCACCGCUCUUUUGCGAAACACGAUAUCAACCUUGUGUUAAACUCAACGGACCGAGUCGUCGACGACAUCAUCGGCAAAUCAUUCCUCGUCUACGAGGGCCCUGACAAAGGCUGGGUCAAAUACACAGAUGAAGAGAACAAGUUCUACAAGAGCACACGCCGAGGCGGCUACGAUGCCCUGAAUCUCUACUUCUUCAGUGACUAUUCCCCUGGCGCGACCGGAUACUGCAGCUGGCCAACCGUUAUCGCAGAGGGUGAUGACUUGAAAUUUGCCCAGGACUCCUGCCAAGUCAGUGGGUUGACAAUGCCGGGGAUUACGCCAGAACAGGGCGCAUUUGAAGAUUGGAACUUAGGUCAUCUUGCAGUGCACGAGGCUGGGCACUGGUUUGGCCUCAAUCACACGUUUUCUGGUGGCUGCUCAGAGCCUGGCGACUUUGUUGAUGAUACGCCUUCUCAAUUAACCCAGAUCUUUGGGUGUCCCAUCGGCUCAGAUAGCUGCCCCGAUAAACCUGGGCUGGAUCCCAUUCAUAACUUUAUGGGUUAUACGCAGGACAAUUGCACUAAUUCUUUUACACCCGGGCAGAAACGCCGCAUGUUUGAGACAUUCUUUGGCUUUAGGAGGAAGGUCUAG
Messenger RNA from Fusarium sp. VM40, 876 nucleotides. The record is from the annotation of a GenBank genome assembly. Lineage: Eukaryota; Fungi; Ascomycota; Sordariomycetes; Hypocreales; Nectriaceae.